UGACAAGCGAAUGGACGUGACAAGUAGUAUGAAUCCUGGUAGAAUAUUUCUACUCUUCUAAAUAUUUUCUUUUCAGGUAUCGGUUCUACAGUAAAUUUUAAUCCUUACACAUCAUAAAAAAUCUUCGAAAGUGAACUAACCAGAAAAAAAUGAAUAAGAAACGACAGCGAGCAGAAAUCGGUGGAGACAAUGGAUUCGAAGAAUGGGGUGGUUAUAUGAAUGCGAAAAAAAGCAAAUUACAUGGACAAUUUUUAGAGCAAGCAAAGAAACAAGGUCAGGAGCAUAGUGACACGACUGAUAUCUUCAAAGGUGUAUCAGUUUUUGUAAAUGGUUACACAGUUCCAAGUGCUGAUGAAAUAAAGCGCAUUAUGAUGGUCAAUGGUGGUGUUUAUCACCACUAUUUCAGCACUCAACACACCACUCACAUCAUUGCCUCUAAUUUGCCUGAUGUCAAAAUAAAGCAGCUCAAGAAUCUUCACAUAAAUAUUGUUAAGCCAGAAUGGAUCACUGCUUGUCUCAACGCUAGUCUUCAAGUUGACUUUAGACCAUAUCUCUUGUACAGCCAUCAAUCAAAAACUCAACCAUCUAUACGUUCUUUUGCUGGUCCGGCAGCAUCAACUUCAACUUCAAAAGACCAUGAACUUCCCAUUGAACUUGGGGGCCAUGAUACUGUCCAGCAAGAUGAAGAUUCUGCUAUGCUUGAAAACAGUAAUUGUAAAGCUGAUGAUGCUGGUUAUGAUAGUGAAGAUCUCUUUGCAUCUCCUGAAGACAUUAGGGCAAAUAAAAGCACUGUGACAGAAUUGAGUGAAAGAGACCCUAAAGCAGAAUCAAGCGACAGUAGGGCAAAUAAAAGCACUGAGACAGAAUUGAGUGAAAGAGACCCUAAAGCAGAAACAAGCAAAUCAAACAACAAUGCCAGGUGUGCAACUGAUCCUAAUUUUUUGUCAGAGUUUUAUAAUAACUCGAGGCUGCAUCAUAUUUCUACAAUGGGUGCCAUGUUCAAACAGUUUGUAUUAGAGCUGCGCCAGAAGAAAUCUGAAUUCUCUGGACUGAAGCGUUUGAGAGACUGGAAGAAAACUAAUUCAUGCAGGAAACCCACCACAUUUGAAGAGGAGGAUGAUUUUGAAGACUGUUUGGAAGAUAAUAACUUUAAACCUGCAGCCUCAGUCAAUGGCAAGAUAAUUAUGCACAUAGACAUGGAUUGUUUUUUUGUGUCAGUUGGCCUUCGCAGAUAUCCUCAUUUAAAAGGGAAACCAGUUGCUGUCACACAUUCUAAAGGGAAUGGAGCAAUUGCUCACACUGGUUCUGAUAGAAAAUCUGAAUUUAAUCUGUACAAAGAAAGGUUGGAAUCGAAACUCAAAAAUAAAAGCAAUUUAGAUGAUGAUGGAGCACUUCAAGACAGGGUUGCAUGGAUGAAUGGCAUAGACGAAAAUGAUUCAAUGGCAGAAAUUGCAUCAUGCAGUUAUGAAGCACGCCAAAAGGGUCUAAAGAAUGGAAUGUUUGUUGGAGCUGCCCUCAAACUCUGUCCUGAUCUGAAGGUGAUUCCUUAUGACUUUGAUGGAUACAAUGAAGUAGCAAAAUCAUUAUACAAUACAGUAGCAAGUUACACAACUGAUAUUGAAGCUGUAAGUUGUGAUGAAAUGUUUGUUGACUGUACAGAAGUCUUACGAAAAACAGAAUGUACACCAAUUGAGUUUGGUGCAUUUUUAAGAAGAGAAAUAAAGGAAAAAACUCAGUGUACAGCAUCCACUGGCUUUGGAUCAAACCGUCUACUGGCUAGACUUGCUACUCGCAAAGCCAAACCUGAUGGAAUGUUUCACUUGGAGCCAUCAUUAGCAGUGGAGUUUAUGAAGGCAGUGGAAGUGAAGGAUCUCCCAGGUGUUGGCCGUACAAUGACAAGCCGGUUACAUUCAAAGGGUGUCUUUACUUGUGGAGACCUUCAAAAUCUACCAAAGGCUGAAGUAACCGAGCUAGGAGAUAAAACUGGAGCCCUCCUGUACAAGCUUUGCCGUGGGCAGGAUGAUAGACCUCUAAAUUUUGAACACCAACGAAAAUCAGUAUCAGCAGAGGUCAAUUAUGGAAUUCGCUUCAAAACUGAGAAGGAGGCAGAUGCAUUCAUCCAUCAGCUAUCAGGCGAGGUUCAAACACGACUAUCUGAAGCAAAAGUUAAAGGGUCUUGCAUCACUUUAAAACUACUGAUCAGGGCAAAGAAUGCUCCAACCGAAACCGCUAAAUUUAUGGGUCACGGUGUCUGUGAUAACAUCACAAGAUCUUCUACUCUUUCACGGCCUGUUUGUGAUGCUGACACCAUAGCAGGAGAGGUAUUACAAAUGAUGAAAAAAUUGAAUGUAAAUCCAUGCGAUUUGAGGGGGAUUGGUAUUCAAAUAUCACGCCUUGAGAGCUUAAUUAGUACCUCAUCAGGUGGUUUAGAUAAGUUUAUCCUCAAAAAUGUUUCAAAUCCUAUUUCAAAGUCACCACCAAAACUGACUGACCAACCAACCACUUCAAAAGAAAAUUCAACUUUGUCUAAAAUAUCACCUAGAAAAAGUAAAAUGUUGGCAGUCAAAGGUAUUGUAGGUAUAGACAAAUUUAUGAAGGCUAAGAAGAAGACAACACGCAAGGAUGAUGUUACAAAACUUCCUCCAGCAAAUGAUCUGGACCUGGAAGUUCUGGAGGCUUUGCCUGAUGACAUCCGAAAUGAAGUACUUGAGGCAUAUUCUUCUGAUACUAAGAAUGGUGUGAGCCAUGGUUCUAGUAGUUCUAUACACACUAACAAUGUUAAAGUUGGGAAGACCAGUGAGCUACAUGGGAACACCUCAUUGUGUGCAAACAUGGACGUUUCCUACUCUCAGGUGGACCCUACCUUUUUGGAAGCUCUGCCUAGUGAUAUGCGCAAAGAAUUGGAGAAUGACUUCAGGCUACGGAAAGAUCAAAAGGAAAAAGAGAAGAAACUAAAACUGAUUGCACAUCUUGACGAUGCAAAGCCUGGUCCAUCUCAUGCUUACGAGAUUCCGUAUUGUUAUAGAAAAAAGUCCAUUUUGGGAGCUUUUAUUUCAAAGUCAACAGAUGUUAAGAAUAUUAUAAGGGAGUGGGUGUCUUUUGAGACAGAACCACAACCAUGUGAUGUUCAUAUUUUAGAACACUAUUUAUGUGAUCUAGUUCAUGAAAAAAAUAUUGAUGAUCUUUUCAUCAUUUUCAAAUUUUUUAGAAGGUGUGUGUCAAUGCAGUCUAGCUCUGCUUGGAAGAGAAAAUUUCAUGAUAUUCUGCAUACUGUCCAAACAAACAUGCAGCACGUUUAUCAUUCUAACCUCCAGGUGGAAGAUUUUGAGGAAUCUAGCUAAAGUUUAUAAGAUCGUAACCUAGUUCAAAAUCAUUCAGCUAGUUGAAAACCAAAUAUUUUACAUAUUUAUACAACCCGUUACCACAAUGGAAUUUAUAAUUCAGUGUUAUGUUUUUUAACUUUUAUUGUUAUUGUUUUAUGCAAACCUUUUGUUCCAUAACAGUUGUGGGUCCUGUUGCACAGGUCCCCGUAAGUAGUUGUUGAAAUUUCUGUUAUUUGAAACGAUGAAUCCAUGUAAUAAAAUCAUGGUUGGGAAUGUGA
This is a messenger RNA of Frankliniella occidentalis (western flower thrips), 3601 nucleotides long. It is a transcript of the gene Rev1, whose product is annotated as DNA repair protein REV1. Gene Ontology annotation, biological process: error-free translesion synthesis; error-prone translesion synthesis. Gene Ontology annotation, cellular component: nucleus. Lineage: Eukaryota; Metazoa; Arthropoda; Insecta; Thysanoptera; Thripidae. Gene Ontology annotation, molecular function: damaged DNA binding; DNA-directed DNA polymerase activity; deoxycytidyl transferase activity. The record is from RefSeq and is a predicted model, not a curated record. The transcript is spliced from 13 exons. Bases 150 to 3341 code for a protein of 1063 amino acids.